AUGGCCGGCGAAGAAAUCCAAUCCCGAUUCGCUCCCAAUGGAACCUUGGAGCCAGACGUUGUCAGCGAGCUCGAGUCCAUGGCAAGACUACACGAUAUCUCUACGGAAGACCUCUAUUUCAAAUGGGAGUCUUACUGCAUCAAGAUGGAUGUGGAUACGCAAGCUGUUACGCUGUCGAAUGUGCGCGGUCUGAAGCAAGGCAUCCAGGACGAGCUGGAGAAGUCGCAGCACCGGGUGCAGCUCAAGAGCGAGAGGAAGAUGGCGCCAACUUCAAGGUCCAAGCCGGGAGCCAAAGGAGGCGAUGUAUUUGGCAUGUUGGAUGGGCUGGUACCAAGCACGCCUUCGACUGGGAGGCUGAACAAGGCCCCCGGCAGUGGUGGAGGCAGCCUAAGACGGAGGAUGGAAAUGCAGAGAGACAUACCGAGCUCGCCAGCAGCAGGACUCAACGAGCAACUAAAAUCAAUGAAUCUUCCAGAGAAGUCCUUUGCGGAUCGACAGAACCCAGGAGAGGUAAUCGAAAUUUUGAACGACGAGCUUCCACCCGCCGAAGCGCCGAUUGCGCCGUUCCCCGAGCCGAGAAUCAAGCUCACAGCUGCUUCCGAUCAGAAGAAGACGGGAUAUAAACCUCUUGCUAUGAAGCUAUCAGAGGCCAGUGAGAUCUUGGACGACCGAAUCGACGAUUUUAUUGACUUGGUUCGCGAGCAUCACAAUCUGGAAGAUUCUGCCUUUGGCAACGCUGCAACUGCAAGCACAACUGAGUUUGUAGCCGUUGGCCGUAUAGCGUCAGAUGCUCUAGAGGGGAAACUCAAUGCCGCAUCGAUAGUGUUGGAGACCUCGAGGCGGAUGGGGAGAGGUCUGAGAGUACCGCUGAAGUUGGACGGCAUACGAGGUUGGAACUUCUUUCCUGGUCAGAUCGUUGCACUGAGAGGCAGCAACAUCACGGGUGACGAAUUUAUUGUGAAGGAACUCCUGGACAUGCCCCUUCUACCGAGUGCUGCAUCUAGUCCUUCAGCCCUGGAAGCUCAUCGAGAGAAGCUCAGAGGUGAUCCCGAUGCCAUGGAUUCGGACUCGACCCCAGCGCCACUGAGCAUCAUAUAUGCGGCUGGCCCAUAUACAGCCGAUGAUAACCUCGACUACGAACCGCUGCAGGCGCUCUGUAACCAGGCAGUGGAUACAUAUGCCGACGCCCUUAUCCUCACAGGACCAUUCCUUGAUAUCGAUCAUCCACUCAUAGCUACGGGUGACUUUGAUCUGCCCGAAGAGGCGACAUACGAUCCUGAUACUGCCAACAUGAAUACUGUUUUCAAAUAUCUCGUCGCCCCGGCACUAAACCGCCUCGCCUCCGCAAACCCUCAUCUCACCGUCAUCCUCGUCCCUUCCGUGCGCGACGUCCUCAACAAACACGUCUCCUGGCCUCAGGAUACGAUUCCUCGACGAGAGCUCGGUUUGCCCAAAUCGGUGAGGAUCGUCUCCAAUCCGAUGACCCUGUCCAUGAACGAGGUUGUGCUCGGCCUGUCCAGUCAGGAUGUGUUGUACGAACUACGUAACGAGGAGGUCACCAAGGGGGCACCCGCCGGAGAUCUGAUGAGACGGCUGUGUCGCUACCUCGUUGAGCAGCGGCACUUCUUCCCCGUGUUCCCGCCGACGGAUCGGUCGAGACUGCCCAAGACAGGAACCGAGGACGGGCUUGCGACGGGUGCCAUGUUGGAUGUGAGCUAUCUCAAAUUGGGUGAGAUGGUCAAUGUUCGGCCUGACGUGAUGUUGAUGCCCAGUUCAUUACCCCCUUUCGCGAAGGUUGUUGAAAGUGUCUUAGCUAUUAAUCCCGGCUCAUUAUCAAAGAGGCGCGGCCCGGGAACGUACGCCCGCAUGGCUCUCUAUCCCCCGUCUUUGGACGGAGAAGUAAUAAACGGCUUGAUAACUCACAAGGUAUUCGACAGGGCACGAGUAGAGAUUGUAAGGAUUUAA
Messenger RNA from Trichoderma asperellum CBS 433.97, 1965 nucleotides. RefSeq lists its product as uncharacterized. Gene Ontology annotation, biological process: DNA replication; DNA replication initiation. The record is from RefSeq and is a predicted model, not a curated record. Lineage: Eukaryota; Fungi; Ascomycota; Sordariomycetes; Hypocreales; Hypocreaceae. Gene Ontology annotation, molecular function: DNA binding. Gene Ontology annotation, cellular component: alpha DNA polymerase:primase complex.